AACUAUGGUAACCGCGGCGGAAGACGUGGAGUCAGAGGAGAGCGGGCCAGCAGGGCGCCAGGUGGCGCCUGCAGAGGUAGUAGUUAAGCGCAGCGCGGAAGGAAUGGGACGGCCUCUGUCUCUGUCGGCACGCAUUUUGCCUCUGCCCGCCUCUUCCACCACUUCCGUGUGAGCCGUUGCCCUCUCCGCUGCCUGCCUGUCCUGCCCGCUCUGGCCCGAUCGUCGAGCCCAUACAUAGUUGCCAAUCCGUGCCCGUUGCCCAGCGCUCGUCGGCCUUCUUGAAAGUGGAUUGAAUUGGAGCAGAGGAGCAGAGGAGUGGAGAGAGAAAGAGAGAGAGAGAGAGAGAGGACGAGGAAGGUUUGGUGGUUCGGAUUGGUGGGUGGGUGGCACACAGAGCAGGGCUUUGAUUUUGAUCGCAGCGAUGGCUGUGAAUCCGCCGCUUUUCGGGAACGGGACCCCGAUUCCGUUCGUGGAUGAGAUGUUCGUGCUGACUCGCGACUCUGUCGAAUUUAACGUCGAUCAUCCUUAUUCUCCCGGAAGCAAGUUCAGCGCAAAAGGAUCACUUCUCAUUUCAAAUUUUCGGGUUGUCUUCGUUGCCACCAAGCCAGUCGGAAACAUUGCAGCUUAUGACUUGCCUCUUCUCUACAUACACGACGAGAAAUUCAAUCAGCCUAUUCUGUUUUGCAACAAUCUCUCGGGCAAAGUUCAUCCUGUAGUUCCUGAUGGCGAACAUCCAUCUUUAUACAAAGUGUCCAGCUUUAAGAUUCUGUUCAAGGAAGGUGGCGUCGGAACCUUCGUACCAUUAUUUUUCGGCCUUUUAAGAUCUGUGCGUGCAGCGAAUGUCGAAUCAGUCAAUGUUUCAGCUCCUCCAGCAAACCCUCUUCCAUCAGAGCAAGCACCCGUGGAAGACAUGAUCAGACAUGCAUAUAUCGAUCCAAAUGACCCCACAAGGGUGUACCUGCAGCAACCAUUUGAUACUCAACCGAGUCUUAGAAGGCUUCUGCACUUCCAAUCCCAGGAGGCCUUUUGAUAUCUGCAAGGUAACGCAGAAGAGAGCCAAUGGUGUUUUGACUAGUUUUGAGAAAAUCCCCCGAGCUGCAUGCAUGCAUGACAGUCAAUGUAGUACAGGACUUCUGAAGGCCGAAGUCUUGACAGCAUUAUGGAGUUGCAGCUGCACCAGAAGCCCGUUGUUUCUAGCUCAUACCUGGAACAGGAUUCCUGGAUUUUCUGCAGCUGCAGUUGUUGCUUUCUCACCAGACAACAUAUACUUCACCAACAUACAAUUAAGAGCGAUGUCUCCCUUGUCUCAUUCAAAAGUCGCGUGCUCCUACCCCCACAGCGAUGAUUUACAUAAACAUGAAUUUUGACUGACCAUGUCCGAUACCGAAAACGUGAACUUGCAAUAUAUCUGCAAGCAAACUAAGAAUGAAAAUUUGCACUGUCCCUGUGCGUGACC
Marchantia polymorpha subsp. ruderalis is the source of this 1456-nucleotide messenger RNA. NCBI's taxonomy places the organism in Eukaryota, Viridiplantae, Streptophyta, Marchantiopsida, Marchantiales, Marchantiaceae. The record is from the annotation of a GenBank genome assembly.